Colletotrichum graminicola M1.001 is the source of this 684-nucleotide messenger RNA. RefSeq lists its product as uncharacterized. The record is from RefSeq and is a predicted model, not a curated record. NCBI's taxonomy places the organism in Eukaryota, Fungi, Ascomycota, Sordariomycetes, Glomerellales, Glomerellaceae. The coding region runs from base 1 to 684 and encodes 227 amino acids. The transcript has a single exon.
AUGGGCCACCAUCGUCACAUGGACGAUGCUUCGUCCAUCUCAAGCUACUCAUCCGCUGGCUCUUCCCGUUCGUCCUCGAGGUCAUCCUUGAGCUCGGGAAGUUCCAAGAAGUCGAGGUCGUCCCAGGUGUCCCAUUCCAAUAUCAAGAGUGACCAUUGGGCUGUCUCCCUCAUGAAAUAUACUGCCGGAGCCCCUUUCGGCAAGCCAAUGUCCCUGCGCAAGACCAAAGUCUGCGAGUUCCAGGGGGGCUGGGACUAUGACGACGACAACGACGACAGUGCCAGCAUCUACAGCAACGUUUCAUACACCACAUACGCCUGGGUCAAACCGAAAUGGGACGAUAGCAUCUCCGAGAUCGCCUCCAGGUCCGAUAGCCGGAGCAGCGGACGGCGUCGCAGAGGACCGAAUACACAUGGCCGGCCUCGCUUCACCGCGCCCCCGCACACGCACCAGCACCCACCCCCGUUCAACCAUCCACCGCCGGCACCUCCGCACUUCAUGACGCCUCCGGGUGCUCCCGUGUACGACGAGAACCCCGGCUUCUUCAACUUGGACCCCGGGUUCUAUCCGCCAGCUCCACCGCCUCCCCCUGCCGAUAGCGGCGGGGCCCCGGCUUUCUUCGACCUUGGUGGUGGUGGUGGCGGCGGCGGCAAUCACCCAGGAAAGUACGAUGACUGGGAGUAG